Molecule: messenger RNA, 1083 nt
Organism: Colletotrichum aenigma
Lineage: Eukaryota; Fungi; Ascomycota; Sordariomycetes; Glomerellales; Glomerellaceae
Gene: XYLO-2
Product: putative beta-xylosidase
Exons: 3
Coding region: 1-1083 (360 amino acids)
Source: RefSeq, a predicted model, not a curated record
AUGUACAUCGCGUAUGGAGCGGUAGACAUCCAUGUUGCUCAGCUGUCACCUGAUGGAUUCUCGGAGGUUCGGAGCGAGGUGGUUUACACUGAAGAUGCUCACAGAUACAUCGAGGGCUCGCGCUUUUACCACAUUGAUGGUACCUACUAUAUCUGGAUCACCAAGCCAGGAGACGAACAACAUGUGCUCAAGUCGACAUCCGGUCCAUGGGGUCCCUAUGAGAUCAGAGAGGUCAUCGCUCAGAUGAAAGCACCAGUCGAAGGAGCCGGAGCUCCCCACCAACGAGGUCCCGUCUCCACAGAGAACGGUGACUGGCUGUACAUGGCCUUUAUCGAUGAUGCCGAAGGCUGGCCGCAGGUAGUUACGGAUGCAGAUGGUGGCUGGGGCGUCAACUACCCUGCACCCGUUCAGACUACCAAGACCGUCGAAGGAAUUGGUGCCUAUGUUGACAAGUUUGAGGGAGACACCCUGGGACCUCGUUGGGAGUGGAACCAUAACCCAGAUAACGACGCAUGGAGCUUGGGCCCUGAUGGACUGGUUCUAAACACAGCGACGGUUUGUGAGGGACUAUACGGAGCCUCAAACACUCUCACGCAACAAAUUCUUGGGCCGAAGAGCCAAGGAACUUUCCGCCUUGACAUUUCUGGGAUGAUUGAAGGGGACCAAGCUGGUGUCACGGCACUUCGACAAGACAGCGCUUACAUCGGGAUCCACAAGACCGAUGGGGUAGCGCAACUUGUCUAUGUUGCUGGCAUCAGCAUGGAUUCAGAGCAAGAUUGGUUGACCACCUCCAACGGCUACGUCAAGGCAGAGGGUCCUGUGAUCGAAGGUGCAGACCUGUGGCUAAGGAUCAAAGCCGACAUCACGCCUUCAGUCUUGGGAGACUCUAGCAACAUUCCGCGAUAUGCUUCUUUCUGGUACAGCGUUGAUGGGCAAAACUUUGAACAGCUUGGGCCAGACUACGCUCUCAACGCCGAGUGGUACUUCUUCAUGGGGUACCGUUUUGGUGUCUUCAAUUGGGCCAAGAAACAUCUGAGUGGAAGUCUGUUGGUGGAGGAGUUUGCGCUGGAGAAGUUGGAUUAG